Nycticebus coucang (slow loris) is the source of this 1373-nucleotide messenger RNA. It is a transcript of the gene RND2, whose product is annotated as Rho family GTPase 2. The transcript has 5 exons. Lineage: Eukaryota; Metazoa; Chordata; Mammalia; Primates; Lorisidae. The record is from RefSeq and is a predicted model, not a curated record. Gene Ontology annotation, biological process: small GTPase-mediated signal transduction. Gene Ontology annotation, molecular function: GTPase activity; GTP binding. Bases 156 to 839 code for a protein of 227 amino acids.
GCCGCGGCCCCGGGCGGGGGCUCGGCGCGGGCCCACGAGAUGCCGGUGUCUGCGGCCCGAGUGGCUGCAGCUGCAGCGGUGGGGGAGGUGGCGGCAGCGGCGGCGGCGGGGCCUGGGAGCGGGGUAUCGUGGGGGGCCGGCGCGUAGCCGGGACUAUGGAAGGGCAGAGCGGCCGCUGCAAGAUCGUGGUGGUGGGAGACGCAGAGUGCGGCAAGACGGCGCUGCUGCAGGUGUUCGCCAAGGACGCCUACCCCGGGAGUUAUGUCCCCACCGUGUUUGAGAACUACACUGCGAGCUUUGAGAUCGACAAGCGCCGCAUUGAGCUCAACAUGUGGGACACUUCAGGUUCCUCUUACUAUGAUAAUGUCCGGCCUCUGGCCUAUCCUGACUCUGAUGCUGUGCUCAUCUGCUUUGACAUUAGCCGACCAGAAACACUGGACAGUGUCCUCAAGAAGUGGCAAGGGGAGACUCAGGAGUUUUGCCCCAAUGCCAAGGUUGUCCUGGUUGGCUGUAAACUGGACAUGAGGACUGACCUGGCCACACUGAGGGAGCUGUCCAAGCAGAGACUUAUCCCUGUGACACAUGAGCAGGGGACUGUGCUGGCCAAGCAGGUGGGGGCUGUAUCCUAUGUUGAGUGCUCCUCUCGGUCCUCUGAGCGCAGUGUCAGGGAUGUCUUCCAUGUGGCCACAGUGGCCUCCCUUGGCCGAGGCCAUAGGCAGCUUCGCCGCACUGACUCACGCCGGGGACUGCAGCGAUCCACUCAGCUGUCAGGACGGCUAGACCAGGGGAACGAGGACGAGAUACACAAGGAUCGAGCCAAGAGUUGCAACCUCAUGUGAGGGGUCAGGGUGGGGCAGAGUGUGAGAAGGGGUGGUGAAGGCACAGUUGCGCUCCUGCGUGCACCCAGGCUUCCUGACCACUUGAUCCUGGCUGGGAGGUCAGCACAAGCCAUUCUCCUGGGCAGGGGCACCAGAGGGCUGAAGGGUGUCAGCAUCCCUCACUUCCUCAUCCUCUUCAUCCCCCUUAUCUCUCCAAUGGAACUUAUAGGGGCUGAAUCUGGGGCAUGUACUGGGAUGGGCAGGUGUGGGUUAAGGAAGCUGGCAUCAAACAGUGACCUUGGUUAAGUGUCCCAUAUGAAAGGUACCUUCCCUUCUCACCCAUAGGUCCCCAUAUCCUGGUGCUGGCUUCCAUCCCUAAGGAAAGUAUCCAUUCUUUGAUCUUCUCUCUUCCUUCCCUACAGCUAUUCUCACACAUCCUAGCCUCCAUGCAACAUGCAUUAAAUUAAAAAGCAAGAAGCCUGUUCCCCCCAUCAACCCACAAGCCCUAGUUCUUCCCCUUCCCCGGUAGUCCCCAAUAAAACACAUGUCCUUGGA